AUAAUCUGAUACAGACAAACAUCAAUUGCCAGUUAGUUGUCUGUAUCCCUACCAAUUAUUUAUCUUCCUAAGUUGCUUUUUUGAAUUUUCUUCUUACAAUACCCCAAAACUUUUAUAUAUAUAUUCUUCUUCUAUUCUUCUUCAUCAAUUUAAUUCCCAUUGCUUCCUCAAUUCUCCAUUUCAAUCUCCACCAUUGGAAGCAACUCAAGAUUCUUCAUUCGUCACAAUUCAAGUGAAGAAACACCGCCGCCGCCCCGUCAAGAUGAAAAACAACGGCCAGAGCCCAUUUUCAUCAGUCGCCGGAAAACUGAUGAACACCCCAUUCCCUCUACUCAACCUCCUCUCCUACCUCUUCUUCUUCAUAUUCGGGUUAACUUUCGGGAUCAUCUUCUGCUUCCACUACAGAAGCUUCUCAUUCAACCUUCAAGUCACAAACGGUCAAUUCUCCAUCUUCACCUCUCAAUCAAUACUGGACCAACCGCCGACCACGACGACGCCGACCUUCUCAUCCUCCACUCCGGAGAUCAAGAAUACUUCAAAGACAAGCGAUAUGGUUAGGUGGGCGGAGUUCCUACAGCCACCUACCGUGAUGCAUGAAAUGACCGAUCAAGAACUCCUAUGGAGAGCAUCUAUGGCUCCUAAAAUCCAAGAAUUUCCAUUCAAACGCGUGCCCAAGGUGGCGUUCAUGUUCUUGACACGAGGGCCGGUGGUUUUAGCGCCGCUGUGGGAGAAAUUCUUCAAGGGGCACGACGGGUUGUACUCGGUUUACGUGCACUCGGAUCCAUCUUUCAAUGGGUCGGAGCCUGAGGGUUCGGUUUUUCAUGGCAGGAGGAUUCCUAGUAAGGAAGUUCAAUGGGGCAACGUGAACAUGAUAGAAGCCGAAAGGAGAUUGCUAGCCAAUGCUCUUCUUGAUUUCUCAAACCAACAUUUUGUUCUCCUCUCUGAAUCAUGCAUUCCCCUCUACAACUUCUCCACCAUCUACUCUUACUUGAUCAACUCCACCCAAAACUUCGUGGAGGCAUAUGAUCUGCCUGGCCCGGUGGGGCGAGGGCGAUACAGCCAUCAGAUGGGCCCCAUGAUCAAGCUUGAGCAAUGGAGAAAGGGGUCCCAAUGGUUUGGGAUGGACAGAGAUCUUGCCUUAGAGGUUAUUGCAGACAAGAACUACUUCCCAGUGUUCCAACACUACUGCAAUGGUUCAUGUUAUGCUGAUGAGCAUUACUUGCCGACAUUUGUGAGCAUGAAGUUUGGGGAGAGGAACUCAAACAGGACUUUGACAUGGGUGGACUGGUCGAGGGGCGGGCCCCACCCAUCCAAGUUCAUCAGGACAGAUGUCACCCCGGAGUUCUUGGAGAAGUUGAGGAGAGGUGGGAGUUGUGAGUACAAUGGUAAGAAGACCAAUGUUUGUGUCUUGUUUGCAAGAAAAUUCACAUACAAUGCAUUGGAUAGGCUGCUGAGGUUCGCACCGCAGGUUAUGCAGUUCAACAGGUAAAAAAUAUAGGAGCAUAGAGUUAUUUUCUAAAAGAGAUGAAGAAACAUAGGGAGAUUCAAUUAUUUGGAACAUUGUAUUCUUUGGGGGGCUAUGUAGCCACUAGGCCCCCCCUACAUUUUUUUAAUUAUAUUAUGUGAAUUUGUACUAAAAUAUGUCUAGUUUCAAGAAGAUUUGAUGAAGGAAAAAGAUACCAAAUCUUCUAGUGCUGAUUUUGCUGUAAAGGUUCAACAGAGGAAUAAGCGGUUACCCAAUAAUGAAACAU
This is a messenger RNA of Sesamum indicum (sesame), 1751 nucleotides long. RefSeq names its product Core-2/I-branching beta-1,6-N-acetylglucosaminyltransferase family protein. Gene Ontology annotation, cellular component: membrane. Gene Ontology annotation, molecular function: glycosyltransferase activity. Lineage: Eukaryota; Viridiplantae; Streptophyta; Magnoliopsida; Lamiales; Pedaliaceae. The record is from RefSeq and is a predicted model, not a curated record.